CCCUCGAGCCAAUCACGCGCUUCGACCGUUGCUCCCCAAGAUGGCGGCUUCCAGUGAGCGGCUUUGCUCAUCCUCGCAGCAGAACGAUAGAUAUCACCUUAUCUCCGGAUCAUUUGAACUCUCCACAGAGAGCUGAGCGGGGCUGCGCUGUGAAACACGGAAGCCGUCCCUUCCCCUUUGCCCUAUUGCGCUUUCAUGGUACGCGGAGCCGGGCUCGGUGUUGGGCUGAAGGGGGUUGUGCUAUCCGAGUAUGGCCACCGACAACAGGAUCAAUUUCUGGAGGAGAAACACUAAGGUUCCCGGAAGCGUGCAGCCAGUUUAUGGAGCACAGCAUCCACCUCUCGAUCCCCGUUUGCGACGCACGUACCCAAAAGACACAAAGCCAAAAUUCAACAACCUUAAGUCUAAAAAAGCUUGCAGCUUCCACGAAUUUGCUUGCAGCACAAACGAUGCUUGGGACAUUGACGAUGAGGAGGAUGACAACUUCUGCGGGACACCCUUCUCAGCUUCCUUUACGCCUUCAGGCCAGGACUUGACGUCUGUGCACAACCAGCAACUGCGGCAUCAGACGGGUGAAACGGAGCCUGUGUUGCCUCACAUACUGACUCCACCCAGGGACGAGGGUCACAACUCCCAAAGGGAUGACGGCUCAGAGUGUGAGCGUGUCAACGGCAAAUUUGUGAAGUCUAGUAGUGACGCAGAUCUCAACACGACCUCAGUCCGCUCCUCACUGCAGAAGCAGCAGUCUCUCCCAGUGCGUCCCAUCAUCCCUCUGGUGGCUCGUAUCUCGGAUCAGAACGCGUCAGGGGCUCCACCCAUGACGGUGCGGGAGAAAAGCCGGCUGGAUAAAUUCAAGCAGCUGCUGGCCAGUCCCAACACUGACCUAGAAGAACUGCGGAAGCACAGCUGGUCGGGAAUACCAAGAGAAGUCCGACCAAUCACGUGGAGGCUUCUCUCUGGUUACCUGCCGGCCAACAAGGAGCGCAGAGAGCUGGUCCUGAAGAGAAAGAGAGAGGAGUAUUUUGGGUUCAUAGAGCAAUACUAUCACUCCAGAACAGAUGAGCACUAUAAAGACACAUACAGACAGAUCCACAUUGACAUUCCAAGAACCAACCCGCUCAUCCCUUUGUUCCAGCAGCCUGCAGUCCAAGAGGUAUUUGAGCGGAUUCUGUUUAUCUGGGCCAUCCGUCAUCCAGCCAGCGGAUACGUCCAAGGCAUCAAUGACUUGGUCACACCUUUUUUUGUCGUCUUCUUGUCCGAGUUUGUCACGGAAGAUGUGGAGAACUUUGACGUGGCGGCUCUGCCUCUGGAGACCCAAAGGAACAUCGAGGCCGACAGCUUCUGGUGCAUGAGCAAGCUGCUGGACGGCAUACAGGACAACUACACCUUCGCCCAGCCUGGAAUCCAGAACAAGGUGAAGGCGCUGGAGGAGCUGGUCAGCCGGAUAGAUGUGGAUAUUCACAAUCAUUUCAAGAAAUACGAGGUGGAGUACCUGCAGUUUGCGUUUCGAUGGAUGAACAACCUGCUGAUGAGGGAGCUGCCACUUCGUUGUACCAUUCGUCUGUGGGACACCUACCAGGCUGAAGCUGAAGGUUUCUCCCACUUCCACCUGUAUGUGUGUGCUGCAUUUCUCAUCGAGUGGCGCAAAGAAAUCCUCUGCAUGGUUGACUUUCAGAGCCUCCUGAUGCUUCUACAGAACCUCCCAACCAUCCACUGGGGAAAUGAGGAAGUGGGUCUCCUCCUGGCCGAAGCCUACAGACUCAAGUACAUGUUUGCGGACGCCCCCAACCAUUACAAGAGAUAGGCAACGAAUCAAACGCGCCUGUGACUGCGAGGACCUGAGCAGUAUUUUUGGUGCAACCCUGAUCAGACCGACGGUGGGAUAAACUUAACUUUAUGCUGUGAAGAUGAAGUUUGCAGAGUCUCGCUGUGAUUUUCGGAUUUUUGAGCGGAGCCAUGAAGCUCCGGCGAAUUUCCUGGACUACAUGCAGUAGACGACGUGCUGUACUGCAUCAGCAGACUGUUACAGUAUAUCAACCACAUGUAUUUAGUUUUUCCUCCUCAGAAAAACAUGCUGGCAUUUUAAAGGAUGGUGAAUGUUUGUGAAAUCCUCCUUUUAAGUGGCAUCUGCAGAUUCUAUUUUAUAUUUGUUUUUCUAAAACAAAAGGAACACUGUAAGAACCAAGCAACUACUGUUUGUUUUCCCCCUCAUUUUAAGCUUAAAGUCAGACACUGUUCUAAAUAGGAAGCACAACGAAGACCCCGACUCCCCUCCCCUCCGACUAAAUCUGCUGGGAACAAUCAGCCUUUUAAAUCCUGGGUUUGGACUGAAUUACCUUCCCGUUUUUACAUUGUAGAAGAAAUGUCUGAGUUUCAUUUCAUGUUUUAGUUUGCUUAGGUAAAAGCUGAAAACCCAGCUCCUUUCCUGGCUGUGAAUCACUUUGAUCAACUUCUAGAGGGUUCAGCUUCCCUUUUCAGUGUAUAAAAUUAUAUUUAAGGUAUAAUUACCUUAAUAAUACCUUAACUAAAGGUUAAGGUAUGUUAAAUAAUACCUUAACUUUUAGUUAGACUUUUAGUUAGUCACCUCAACUAAAAGUACAACUUUUAGUUAAGGUGACUUUUAAAUUAACCCAACUUAGUGGUUGUGAAUAAAGCAUAAUGCGACGUUUUACCCAAUUUUAGUUUCAAAAAAAACGAAAUGCGUCGACUCUUCUUGAUGCCACUGAGUUAUAACUCCUGCAGACCAAUAUGGAAUCACUUUUGUUGCAUGGUGGUCAUUCAUUUUUAAUCUGUAGCCAGAAAAUUAAUUCAAAUGUGACAGAAAAACUGAACAUUUUUUGCUUUGGGAAACAUGGCUGAGUGAAAUUGUUGUAAUUAUCGGCACUUCUUCUUUUCAGCUCUAGUAGAGGGAACUCGUGGAAUCCUGAAUCAAAAACAUGGGGAGUCUGUAUGAAAACGGGGUUCCCGUCUCGUAUCAAGGUCAUCAGAGAGCAGCUGGCAGAUCAAAGUUACAGGAGAAAGACUUGUUGUGCACAGCCUUUUUUAUUUUACCCUCAAUUUUCUUUUGGCUUGACAUCCAGCAUGUUAAUUUAGCUGAUCUGCCUUUUUUUUUUUACGCAACAAGAUGCGUUAUCGUCAUCCUGAAAUGACUUCAUCAUUGCUAAAUCUAUGAUGUAUUGAUUUUACAAGACAAGUACCCAGCGAUACAUUUCCUGAGGAGUUGACCUCUGCUUCACCAUCAGUGUGGAAAAAAAAAAUCUGAAUUGGAAGGUCAGACUUUAAAUAUUGAUGAUCGGCCAGAAAACUGCAAUUGGUACAUCCCUAAUUUCUUUUCUCGAUCAGUUUCUGUUUUCCAGGCACAUUGCUUCUAGUAAAGUCUAGUUUCUCAAUACUUUCUUUUAGAAGCCUUCAUAUCUUUGAGACCCAGCGAACUGGGAACCAACCAACAUUUAGCCAAACUACACCUUGAUCUCACCGUCUUAACAAUGCAAUGUGUCGUUGAGGUCUCCAAAUUAUUUUUAACAGAAACCUGCGUUUGUUCUUGCUUUAGAAAUGUUAAUCACUCAGAAUCCAGAAUUGUUUCUUCUGUUUGAUUUUAAAAAUAUAUGCUGUUGAUAGCAAAGUCAUUUAACGGCUUCAAGGUAUAUUUUUAAAAGCCAUAAUGUUCCGCUGUUAAAAUCAUUUAGUCGUCUGUGUUCUGCUUUAUAUUUGCUAUGUAGUAAAAUAACGGUGCAUCCUCCCAGACCAGUGAUUCCUCAUUCGGUUCUGGCACGAUGAACUUUUCUCCACUCCAGUAAGAAUCAUUUCUACAGUCGUAAAACGGAAUUAGUGUUGUUUUUUUUUUGUUUUUUGUUUUUUUUUUUCAUGCCUGUUGGUACUGAAGGACGUUUAGUCUUAACCUGCUACUGAACACAGCCCAGAGCAGCUGAACAUCCAUGAUGAUGCCUUUGUUUUGAACAUUUGCAAUGUACUCCUGGAAGGUUCUAUAACUUGUAUUUGUGGGUUUUUUUGUUUUGGUUUUUUUUUUCUGAUCCAAGUUUGUUUCAUACAAUGUUGUCGUUUUAAACAUUUACGUUCUCACUCGUCUAUUUACUGUGUGGUAACGGCACAGCUUUACAGCAUGAAUGCUCUGUAUUAUGUGACCAUUUGUUUUCAUCCUCGUGAACCAGAGCCAGUCUGGAUGAAAACCUCUGAUGGAGUGUAAACAUUGGACUGCAGUCCUGAAGAUUUCACACUUUAAUUCUGUCAGCUGAUGAGUUUCAGAGUUGAAGGUGCGACUAGGCAUGCUUCGGUACUUAAACCUCAUUUCACUCCCAAGACGAUCUGGCUCCGUCUUACACCACUUAGGGUACAGUUAGUGUUUAAUACUGAGGUUCAUCAUCUUCAUGGAGUACUCUGAAUGUCUUGUGAGUGUUGCAGUUUGCCUGUAGCCUUAAAACCACAUUCAUUCCUUCAUUCAGGCGAGUCCGCUGAUUGUCACUACCAUGACGGUGUUGUUCGAUCCACGCCGACGUACUUAAAUGUCAUUUGUUCUCGAAAAAUGUGAUGUGAAGAACUAAAUGUUAGUUAGGGGUGAUGAAGCGUUGAUGUGGACUCAACAUAUGAAGCCAAAUAUGUUGUGGGCCAACGCAAAAUGUUUUGAGGCGCUUCGGUUGUCAGAACUGGCUUUAGCCUUAAAUGAAUAAAUCAUUACAGUUCCUGCUGUAUAUUCAUUCUUUUUGUUUAUAUUAAACUAAUUGCUAUUAUUCA
This is a messenger RNA of Poecilia latipinna (sailfin molly), 4749 nucleotides long. RefSeq names its product TBC1 domain family, member 22B (gene tbc1d22b). The coding region runs from base 251 to 1804 and encodes 517 amino acids. Gene Ontology annotation, molecular function: GTPase activator activity. The transcript has 14 exons. Gene Ontology annotation, biological process: activation of GTPase activity. The record is from RefSeq and is a predicted model, not a curated record. NCBI's taxonomy places the organism in Eukaryota, Metazoa, Chordata, Actinopteri, Cyprinodontiformes, Poeciliidae.